UUGAGGACGUCAUUUCUUAAGAAGCAGCACCUGACCUUAACUCUCUAUAAAACUAGCCCACACAAUAUAGCUGUUAAAUUCGUUCAUGUCACACACAGUCUGAUUUCCUUACUAGGGGGAAAACUACAGGGAAUGUUUUAUAAUUUUGCCAUGGGCAUGACAGAGUUUGUGUUUGAUUACACAUCUAUCGACUUUGCAAACUACACGGAAUAUAAUGAUACGUAUGGCACGGAUGAGUCUCACGGGUUCCACCACAGUUGCUCUGAAGAGGUUAUGUGCAUGUUGCUGCUGGUGGUAAAUGUGAUCAUAAUCAUCCUGGGAGUUGUGGGAAAUGGUGUGGUGAUGUGGAUAGCAGGAUUUAAGAUGAAGAAGACCGUCAACACCACCUGGUACCUCAGCCUGGCCAUUUCUGACUUCAUAUUUUGUGCCACCUUGCCCUUUAACACCUUCUACAUAGCCACAUCUGAGUGGAUCUUCGGACUUUUCAUGUGCAGGUUCACCUCCUUCGUGAUGUUUCUUAACAUGUUCAGUAGCAUCUUUCUUCUUGUCAUCAUCAGUGUGGAUCGCUGCAUUGCUGUCAUGUUCCCUGUUUGGGCACAGAACAAACGUACCAUAAGAAAGGCUUCAAUGAUAGUCUUUCUCGCAUGGGUUUUAGCAGUCUCUCUGAGUAUCCCAUCUACCAUUUUCCGUGAAAUAAAGCACCAUCUGGGCAGAACCCGAUGUCACAAUAAUUACAAUAUCCAGGACAUCCACUCGUAUAUAGCCAUCUGUCGGUUUAUUUUUGGUUUUCUUAUACCUUUUCUGGUUAUUAUUGCCUGCUACUCAGUCAUCAUCUGCAAACUGAGAAGCAACCAGAUGGCAAAGUCCACAAAGCCAUUCAAGAUCAUGACGGCUCUCAUUGGGACUUUCUUUCUCUGCUGGCUGCCGUACCACACAUUUGUGCUGGCUGAACUAACCCAGACCCUCUCUAAUGACAUUAUUGUCCUUGGGCUCAAGAUUGGGACGUCAGUCGCUUCAGCUAACAGCUUCCUCAACCCGAUUCUUUACGUCUUCAUGGGCAAUGAUUUCAGACAGAAGUUUAAGAACUCCAUCCUUUCUAAGAUCGAGAACGCGAUUGGAGAGGAAGGACGAACUAUGAGUCGCUACUUAUCCCGGUCCAGUUCUGUGGAUGCCAGAGCAUCGACUCACAUGUGAUUUACCCUGAACUUUAAAAACCAUGUGUUCAUGUAUACAUACUGUAUUUCAAUCAUUCAUGUUCUGUAGGGAAAUAUACACCUUUGAAUAAUCCAAAGUGAUUCAAUUCAAUUAAAUUUUAAUUGUAUGGCACUUAUAUAUAUAUAUAA
Molecule: messenger RNA, 1343 nt
Organism: Tachysurus fulvidraco (yellow catfish)
Lineage: Eukaryota; Metazoa; Chordata; Actinopteri; Siluriformes; Bagridae
Product: chemerin-like receptor 1
Exons: 2
Coding region: 133-1194 (353 amino acids)
Biological process (GO): positive regulation of cytosolic calcium ion concentration; positive regulation of macrophage chemotaxis; phospholipase C-activating G protein-coupled receptor signaling pathway
Cellular component (GO): plasma membrane
Molecular function (GO): G protein-coupled receptor activity; complement receptor activity
Source: RefSeq, a predicted model, not a curated record